Molecule: messenger RNA, 4867 nt
Organism: Pseudogymnoascus verrucosus
Lineage: Eukaryota; Fungi; Ascomycota; Leotiomycetes; Thelebolales; Thelebolaceae
Exons: 3
Coding region: 138-4424 (1428 amino acids)
Molecular function (GO): protein binding
Source: RefSeq, a predicted model, not a curated record
CCAGCUUGAAUUGAUAAUGAUACAGUCUUUGCCAAACAUUCCUGGAGAUCUUGAUACACUAUUAGCGUGACGGCACUACAAGGACUGACUCUCGCACGACUAGCAAAGGCGGGGCUGUUAUCGUCGCGCCAAAGCCGAUGGCAGGCAUCACUCAAGACAUUAGCAGCGUAUUCAUCGACCACCAUUCACGGGGCGCUGUGGGUACCUUUCACGCACCAGUGUAUUUUGGGAACAAAGAAAACUUUUAUGAUGUGCUCAACACCCUUCCUAAUGCCGUGAACGCGCGAUUCAACGCAUAUCAGCGACAACAUGACCCGACCUGUCUCCCCAAUACCCGCGUCGACCUUCUUCAAGAUAUAUACAGCUGGGCUGACGGCCAAGAUGAGCGAUAUAUCUUCUGGCUAAACGGUCUGGCCGGCACGGGGAAGUCGACAAUUGCGCGUACCGUGGCCCGUAGAUACCACGAGCAGAAGCGCCUCGGAGCCAGCUUCUUCUUCUCGCGAGGCGGUGGAGAUGUGGGCCACGCAGGCAUCUUCGUCACAAGCAUUGCGUUGCAGCUGGCGAGCAGCGUGCCCUCUCUCGACCAGUACAUUUGCGAUGCAAUCAAAGAGCGGCGCGACAUCGCGAGCCAGUCUCUCCGCGAUCAGUGGCAGCAACUCGUCGUACGUCCCCUGUCGAAGCUUAGCGGAAGUGGAAGUGGUGGCCCGUUCCCAUACAUUCUCGUGGUUGAUGCGCUCGAUGAGUGCGACAAUGACAAGGACAUUCGCACCAUCGUUAACCUCUUGACUGAAGCUCGAUCGCUCAACGCCGCGUGUUUGCGGGUCUGUCUAACGAGCCGAUCUGAGGUUCCAAUUCGAAACGGAUUUGGUGAAGUGCCAGACGUUGAGCACCGGGACUUUGUACUUCACACCAUAUCGCCACAGAUCGUAGACCGCGAUAUCUCUCUUUUCCUACAGCACAACCUCAAGCUCAUCGGAAAGGAACAAUCUCUAGGCAUCGACUGGCCCGGCGCAAAAGUUAUCGAACAAUUUGUUCAGAUCGCCGGAAGUUUGUUCAUUUGGGCAGCAACAGCAUGUCGAUACAUUCAAGAUGGCCUAUGCGCAGGCGAGAAUCUGCAAAUUUUGCUAGGAGGCAGCACAUGUACCACUGCACCAGAAGAGCACCUGAAUGAGCUCUAUACUACUGUACUCAGAAGGUCUGUUCAUCAGCAUUACUCAGUAAUAGAGAAGAAAGCACUAUACAGCAUGCUACAGCGCAUUCUUGGGAGCAUUGUUGUUCUCUUCUCCCCGCUCACUGCCAGUUCGCUUCGCAGGCUACUUGAUAUCGAUAAAGACAAGAUUAACCAGGCGUUAAAGGAUCUUCAUGCAAUUCUGGAUAUCCCUAGGGACGAUGCUCACCCACUUUGCCUGCAUCAUCCUUCAUUUCGCGACUUCCUGCUCGACCCUAAAAGAUGCGCAGAUAAAGAUUUCUGGGUGGACGAGGAGCAAGCGCAUCAAAUCUUAGCCGACAGAUGUAUACAGCUCAUGUCGAUAUCGCUCAAGCAAGACAUCUGUGGUGUAGGUGAUCCCGGCAUACUUGUAGCCGAUGUCGAGAGAAGUUUCAUUAAGCAAGGUGUUUCUCCCGAAGUUCAGUACGCCUGUUGCUACUGGAUGGAUCAUGUUCAGAAGAGCGGCACUCAACUCCGCGACAACGAUCAAGUACAUGUUUUCUUGCAAGAGCAUCUUCUUCACUGGCUGGAGGCUCUUGGAUGGAUAGGAAAAAUCUCAGAUGGUGUUCAUGCCAUGGCAUCUUUAGAGUCAUUUGUUUCAACUAGUGAAUGCCCAGGACUCUGGAGCUUCGUUCACGAUGCGAAGCGGUUCGUGCUGUAUAAUCGAGUAGGGAUCGAGCAGUCUCCGCUCCAGACGUACGGUAGUGCACUUGUAUUCGCACCAGCAUCGAGCAUAGUAAGAAAGAAUUUCGAGUAUUGCAUACCUAAAUGGAUACAAAAGCUUCCAAGAGUAGAGAAUGAAUGGAAUACCUUGCUGCAGGUGCUUGAAGGCCACAUGCAGUCCGUCAACGCCGUGACUUUCUCGCCGGACGGCAAGAUGAUCGCGUCGGCAUCGGACGACAAGACCGUCAAGUUGUGGGACCCUGCUUCGGGCGCGCUGCUGCAGACGCUCGUGGGCCAUUCGGCCUCAGUCCACGAAUGUACGUUCUUACCCAACUCCAAGAGCCUGAUAUCGAUAUCGCUAGAUGGGGAGGUCAACGUCUGGAAUAGUGGCACAGGAGAUUUGCUCCUUAAGCUUAGUGAUUCGACAGCAGUCAACUCCGCCGUUUCUCAUAACAAGGAAGUGGUACCGCUGUCUGGUACCUUGCAAAAACCAGCAAUUGUACAGCACGUGAGCUUUUCUAGCACAGUUUAUGCCAACUUAAUAUCACCUAACGGCAAGCUGCGUGCGUCAUGGUCAAACAGAAACGUCACGCUACGGGAUACCAACUCGGGAGCAGAAAUUUGCACGCUUAAUCAGAGCCCCUUUUUUCCAGUUAAGGCUAUAGGCUUCUCGCAGGACAACAAGAUGCUAGCGCUAGUGUCUAGCAACGAAGUCACGCUAUGGGAUACUAAAUUGGGAGCAGAAAUUUGCACGCUUAAUCCGACCCUUUGGGACCCAGUUAAGACUAUAAGCUUCUUGUGGGACAACAAGAUGCUAGUGUUAUUGUCAAACAGAGAAGUUACACUAUGGGAUACUGAAUCAGGAACACAGCGUUGUAUGCUUAAGGACCUUUGCUGCGAACUAGUUGAGGCUAUAGGCUUCUCGCAGGACAGCAAGAUGCUAGUGUUAGUGUCAAGUAGAGAAGUUACGCUAUGGGAUACGGAAUCAGGAGCGCGACUUUGCAGGCUUAGGGACCUUUUCAACCUAGUUGAGGCUAUAGGCUUCUUGCAGGACAGCAAAAUGCUAGUGUUAGUGUUAAACAGAGAAGUUAUGCUAUGGGAUAUCAAAUUAGGAGCAGAACUCUGCAGGCUUAAGGACCUUCAGUACCUAGUCGAGGCUAUGGUCUUGUCACAGGACAGUAAAAUGGUAGCGUUGGUGUCAAACAGAGAAGUUACUCUAUGGGAUACCAACUUAGGAGCAGAACUUUGCAGGCUUAAGGGCGUUCAGGGCCUAGUUAAGGCUAUAGCAUUCUCACAGGACAACAAAAUAGUAGCAUUAGUGUUUGACAGAGAAGUCACGCUACAGUAUACCAACUCAGGAGCAGAAGUUCGCAGGCUCAGGGGCGUUCAGGGCCCAGUCAAGGCUAUGGGCUUCUCGCACGACAGAAAAAUGCUAGCGUUGGCUUCUAGUACGACGGUUAUACUGUGGGAGAUUAGCACAGGAAAGGUAAUUCAGACAUUUGAACGCUAUGCAGGGGUAAAGUUUGCCAAAGCUACUUCUUUAGACGGCAAGCUACGAGCAGAGGUAUCGGGCUCUAGGGUAGUCAGGCUCCGGAAUGAUGUUUCGGGAGAGGGAUUUCGAUCGCUUGAAGGCCAUUCUAAUCAGAUUAUAGCCCUUGACUUCUCUCCAGAUACCAAGUUGCUGGCAUCGGCAUCGAGGGACAGAACGGUCAGGCUAUGGGACACCGGCAUAAAGCCAGCUCUCCCUUCACUUGAUGCACACUGGGAUUACGUCACUGCGUUGACUUUCUCGCCAGAUGGCAAGUUUUUGGCGUCCGCAGCGAAUGACUGCAGAGCGAAGGUGUGGGACACUGACAAAAUAGCACUACUCAGAAAUUUUACCGUUCAUUUGGGUCACGUUAAUAACAUGAUCUUCUCGCCAGAUAGUAAGCUGCUGGCGUUAGCAUCGACUGACGGUACAAUCUCUCUACGAAAGGCCGCUGAGGGAACAGUUGUUGAGACUCUAAAAGGCCAUUCAACAUGCAUCAUUGCAAUGGCUUUCUCACCAGAUGGUAAGAGACUGGCGUCGGCAUCAGGCGAUAAAGCAGUUAAGCUGUGGGAUGCAGCAAUGGGAAAGGAGCUUAAGACGCUCCAGGAUCCUUCGGACCGGGUCAACGCCGUUGGCACCGUUGGCUUCUCACCGGACGGCAAGACGGUCGCGUUGGCAUCGAGCAACAAGACCGUCAAGCUGUGGGACACCGCCUCGGGCGUCCUGCUACAGACGCUCAAGGGCUAUUCUGGCCCCAUCAAUGCUGUGGCCUUUUUGCCAGACGACAAGAUACUCCACACGAACAGAGAAACCCUACUUAUUUCCUUAUCUUCUUCUGGCACGUCUGAAGCCCAAACACUGCCUCCGCCUUCCAUUUCCAUCGAAGGACAUUGGGUGCUUCGCCGUACCAAACGGAUCCUUUGGCUUCCUCCCGACCAUCGACCAAGGGUCACCACUAUUCAUGGAAGCACCAUUGGUUUUGGGUACACAUCUGGGAGAGUUGCAAUAAUUAAGUUGGCUCCAUGAAACUAUUUCGUUAGCCUCCUACUACAACGACAUUUCGCUGAUUUUACUCAAGAUCUCGACCGCGAUGUCGAUCUUUCCUCUGGUGUUGACUCUACUAUCCCUAUUAUAGCCUUCUGCGAAUGUCAAAUUGACAUGUCUAUGAGAAGUCCGAAUGUUGUUAGUUUUAUAGAUAUAGUUCCUUCUUCAAGUCUCUAAAUCACGUGAACUUCACUACAGUUACCCGCUUUAGCUUUUUGUGGUUCCAAUGUAGUACCUCUACACCAUUAGGGCUCAGAUUGAGUGGCUCACAUAUGGCGGACCAUGAAAUAAUAGAGCAGAGUACCUAAAAGAGGCACGCAAGCUCAGACGGCUAAGCUAAGACGGCCAAAGUUCGGUGUUGAUACGAAAUUGACCUGAAAUUGACGGCAAACCUACACCAAAAUGUUGCUUCGCCUCACUCACCC